GCUAGUUUGUUUAGUCCUCACUCGUGUCUAGUGUUGGAAUAAUGUGGAAUUAGGUAACAAACUGCUGAAGCCAAAUGGAUAAGCUGCCAUGGUUCAAAAAACGUGAAAAGGAAGAGCAACGAGAUAUUAAAGCCAAUGAUGUUGAGUACAAUGCAAAUUUCCAAUAUGCUGUGAAUAAAAUUAAAACAUCAAGAUAUACCUGGUACAACUUUAUUCUCGUUAAUCUAUGGGAACAAUUUCAUCGAGUUGUCAACGUUUAUUUUGUUUGUCUUCUUAUUUUACAGUUUAUUCCCGAAAUCUCUUCGCUCAAUCCAACCACAACUUUGAUUCCUAUAAUUACUGUGUUAUUGAUCACUGCCAUUAAAGAUGCUGUGGAUGAUAUAAAACGACAUCGAAGUGACGAUUCAGUUAACAACAGAAAAUCUAGUGUUGUAAAAGAUAAUGCGCUGGUGCAGGAAAAAUGGAUGGAUAUUAAAGUUGGAGAUGUAAUUCAAUUAAAAAACAACGACCACGUAACUGCAGAUUUGUUGUUACUUUCAAGCAGUGAGGAGCACAAUCUUGUCUACAUUGAAACAGCUGAAUUAGAUGGAGAAACAAAUCUUAAAGUACGCCAAGCUUUAAAUGUAACUGGUGGAAUGAAUGAAGAUCUAAAAGCCCUGCAUAGUUUUGAUGGUGUUAUUAAAUGUGAGGCACCAAAUAACUACUUGCACAAGUUCACGGGCAAUCUUUACUGGAACAAUGAAACGCACUCGAUAGACAACGAGAAGAUUUUAUUAAGAGGAUGCACACUCAGAAACACAGAGUGGUGUUUUGGGCUUGUUAUUUUUGCCGGGCCAGAGACAAAACUGAUGCAAAACACAGGAAAAUCGGUUUUGAAACGAACAAGCAUUGAAAGAUUACUGAACAAACUUGUGUGGUUGAUUUUUGCAUUUCUCCUAUUUCUUGCCACUGUCACGGCGAUUGGAAACACAAUCUGGGAACGCUUUGUUGGAGUGUACUUUCAAGCAUACAUGCCAUGGGCAACCUUCUCCCCCAAUGAGUAUAUGUCUGGAUUCCUAAUGUUCUGGUCAUACAUCAUCAUCCUUAAUACAGUUGUGCCUAUCUCUCUAUUUGUAAGUGUGGAGUUUAUAAGGCUUGGCCAGAGUUGGUUUAUAGAUUGGGACAGACUGAUGUAUUAUGAGAAGAAAGAUUUACCUGCUGUUGCACGAACCACCACAUUAAACGAGGAACUUGGUCAGAUUGAAUACAUCUUUUCUGACAAGACAGGGACACUCACACAAAAUAUUAUGGAGUUUAAUAAAUGUACGAUUAAUGGAAUAUGUUAUGGAGAUGUUUAUAAUGAAGAUGGAAUUGCUAUUGUACCAGAUGAUAACACACCAAUUGCCGACUUCUCGUUCAACGCUGAUGCAGAGAAAGACUUUCGAUUUUUUGACCAGCGGCUAAUAAACUGUAUAACCUCCGGAGAUGCAAAAAGCCAUGAUUUUUUCAGACUGCUUGCAAUUUGCCAUACAGUCAUGCCAGAUGUAACUCCAGAAGGAAACCUGAUUUAUCAGGCUCAAUCUCCUGAUGAAGGUGCAUUAGUUACAGCAGCUCGAAACUUUGGUUUUGUAUUUCGUGAGCGAACUUUUGACACAGUAACAGUAUCAGAACUCGGCAAAGAUGUAACCUAUCAAGUUCUUGCUAUUCUGGAUUUUGAUAACGUUCGUAAAAGAAUGUCAGUCAUUGUGAAAGAUCCAUCAGGAAACAUCAGGUUGUACUGCAAAGGUGCUGACUCUGUGAUUUAUGAACGACUCGGGAAUUCUCGCGAAGAUGAAGAUUUGAAAAACACAACUACUCAACAUUUGGAUGAAUUUGCUGGUCACGGACUUCGAACUCUGUGUCUUGCCGUCAAGAAUUUGGAUGAACAUGCUUAUAAUGUAUGGAAGGACGCUCACUUUAAAGCAAGCACAGCAUUGGAAGACAGAGAAGAUAAACUUUCUGCUGUGUAUGAGGAGAUAGAAAGAGACUUGGAUUUGAUUGGUGCGACUGCUAUUGAAGACAAGUUACAGGAUGGUGUACCAGAAACGAUCGCAAACUUAUCGAAAGCCAACAUUAAGAUUUGGGUUCUGACUGGCGAUAAGCAGGAGACUGCUGUUAACAUUGGGUACUCAUGCAACAUGCUUACUGAGGAGAUGAAAAAUGUAUUUGUAAUAUCUGGUUACACAUUUGAUGAGGUUGCUGCUGAAAUCAAACAAGCGUAUGAUGACAUUGAGAAUGAAAGAUCUCACGCAUCACCAAUGUCAUCACGGGAUGAUGCUAAUUUCCCGAAUGUAGUUGUCCAUACAAGCAAAGUAGCGAAUGGAAGAGCCGUUGUGUUUCAAUCUGAUCAAGACAAUAAAUUUGGUCUGGUUAUCAAUGGGCAUAGUCUGGUUCACGCAUUAAAUGAAGAACUCGAGUUGAAAUUCCUUGACCUGGCUUCUCUAUGCACUUCCGUGAUCUGCUGUAGAGUUACUCCGUUACAGAAAGCUAAGGUGGUGGAACUGGUCAAGAAAAACAAGAAAGCGGUGACACUGGCUAUCGGAGAUGGUGCAAAUGAUGUCAGUAUGAUUAAAGCUGCUCACAUUGGUGUUGGUAUAAGCGGUGAAGAAGGCACACAAGCUGUCUUGUCUGCUGACUUUGCGUUUGGCCAAUUCAGGUACCUCGAGAGGUUACUUCUUGUGCAUGGUCGCUGGUCUUACAUGAGAAUGUGCAAAUUUUUCGGUUAUUUUUUCUACAAAAACUUUGCCUUCACCCUUGUACACUUUUGGUUUGGUUUCUUUAACGGUCUAACUGCUCAGUCAGCAUAUGAUGAUUUGUUUGUGACACUCUACAACAUCGUCUACACAUCUAUGCCAAUAUUUAUGCUUGCCAUUUUUGACCAGGAUUUGAACGACAAAUACUGCAUCAAGUUUCCAAAACUCUAUUUACCUGGGCAGAAAAAUGAACUUUUUAAUGUCAAGAUUUUCUUCAAAAGUAUAAUACGCGGCAUUCUGACAAGUCUUGUUCUUUUCUUUGUUCCCUACGGAGCAUUUGCAGAAGGCAUGUCUCCCAGUGGUGCCGAUAUGACAAAUUUACAAACUGUCUCUACUGUCAUAUCAACAUGCUUAAUAAUAGUGGUAACACUGCAGGUUGCCUUAGACACUUCAUAUUGGACACCUGUCAAUCAUUUCUUUACAUGGGGAAGCAUAUUUAUCUACUUCCUCCUUACAUUUGCAAUGUACAGUGACGGACUAUUCCAACUUUCAACAACAUUUCAGUUUAUUGGAGUUGCAAGAAAUUCCUACCAACUUGCAUCCCUAUGGUUUACCAUGUUCCUUGUGUGUGCCAUAUGUAUACUACCAGUACUUGCAAGCAGAGUGUUAUGUACCAUACUAUGGCCAACUUACACAGAGAAGAUCAUGAAGUUGCAACUUGACGAGGAAAAGAAAGCUCGACAGAGGAAGAUGAAGGCUGCUGAGAGUCUUCACGCGAUCACCGAGAAGAUCCGAUCCACCUUCCAACUACAGAGACGAGGAUCAAGACCAAGAUCCGGGUACGCGUUUUCCCACGAACGAGGAUUCGGGGAUCUCAUCACUACUGGGAGGAUGAGCAUGCGGAGGAAAAGCUACCAUCCUCAACCGGGGAGGAGCAAACCAGAAGAGACUUCUCCUCCUCAGUCAUCUUCCCAACCUCCACCCACCAACGGAGUUUCUACAAACACUGAACUAUACAGACAACUCCCAGUAUGAUAAACACGUUCUUAUCAAUAAUGCUUAUUAUGUACAGUGGCCUUAUUUUUUAGUGGUUUGAUGGUCUGAAUCAUAACAGUUGUAGGGAUUGGCCUUUUAAAUCUGUCUCUCUUUGCACUAUCGCAUGUGUCUUUCAGUUCAGUCUAACACUAAACUCAAAUGAUAAAUGCGUUGAACUGAGCAGUGGUGUUUGCCCAGGUUGUCAAUUCCAGCAAUACAUUAUCCCUUCAUAACUUUUUGAUAGGGUGACUUGUAUCUAAAGCAGCUACAUCAAAAACAGGUUAAAAACCACUUUCUCAUAGAAUUUUAGGCCCAAUAAUUAUUUCCAGUGUAACCAUCCUGUUCCCGUACUACCUUAUACAUGACUUAACAAGUUUCAAAAUGUGUCUUCAUUCAAAGGCAAAUAAUGAAUAACAAUCGUAAAAUCAAAUGUUACCUUUUUCCUAUUGCUGUUUUGUUUAAUCCUGUAAUUGCACUUUGUGUGUUAAAUGAGCACAAUGUAUGCACUAAACGCUAUUUAAUUCCAAGCAACAAUCAAUUCUAAUAUUCAAAAAACGUUUUUAAUUUUUUUCGCAUUUUCGUUUAAUGUAACAUUUCUAAAAAAUGAACACUUAACCCCUAACAUAUAAAGCCUUUACCUCAAGUGGAAAUUAACAAGUUAAGUACAUUUAACUACAAAGCGUUAAUCACAUCUAUUGUAAGUAAACAGUGUCGUAAUAAUUUAUCCCAACCUCACGAGAUGGUAAAAAGCCUAGUUAAUUAUUAACUCUAAGCAAGCAAUAAGCUGACCCACCUAUAUACAUAUGCCUGCCUUGCUUGUGGUCCUUUAAAAGCAAACUAUGACAAUGUACAUUGUAAGCUUCAGCCAAGUUUCAAACUUUGUUCCAUAGAGUUGCAUAUCUUAUUAGAAAUGAACUAUUAUACGUAGUAUGGUGUACUAAUUUAUCUAAGCAAGUUUAGGAAGGUUGUAAGUGUGAAUAUAACUCUGUUUUUCUCUAUGUAAUUUCAAGUAGCUAUCUCCUAUCAGUUGUAUUGUAUAAUCUAACUAUAUGUGAUAUAUCUUAUGAACCUUAUUUAUGCCAAAAAUGUAUGCACUUGUCUAAUCCGUCAAUAAAAUCAGCUAAA
Ciona intestinalis (vase tunicate) is the source of this 4871-nucleotide messenger RNA. The record is from RefSeq and is a predicted model, not a curated record. NCBI's taxonomy places the organism in Eukaryota, Metazoa, Chordata, Ascidiacea, Phlebobranchia, Cionidae.